This is a messenger RNA of Exophiala dermatitidis NIH/UT8656, 1682 nucleotides long. RefSeq lists its product as uncharacterized. NCBI's taxonomy places the organism in Eukaryota, Fungi, Ascomycota, Eurotiomycetes, Chaetothyriales, Herpotrichiellaceae. The record is from RefSeq and is a predicted model, not a curated record. The coding region runs from base 247 to 1476 and encodes 409 amino acids. The transcript has 3 exons.
CGUGCAUUGAAGUGGCCCAGCAGAUGCUCGCUCACAGCGUUUAUCUCUGAUCAUGGUGACACUGGCAUGACCUAGAGUUGUGCUCAUGCCGAUUACACUGAACCAUGCUACUAUCACUCACGACCUAGGACUUCUCGACAGCUUGAAGUGUUCCCAAGAUCACUUGACUACCCGCCUGUGUUUGAGGGUAUUUCCAAUAACUUGUGACUUGGUCGUGGCCACAGGUUGCGGUGUAGGUGUUGCGCCAUGCCAAACCAUUUGUCUCACAUUGAAAAGCCCUCCUUUUUAUGGCACAUAAGGUCCUGGGAAGAUAUCCAAGCAGCCUCGCGGUUUACGCUUGCCAACUACCUCAAUGUCAUUCUUUUGAUUGUCUUUGUCUUCUUGGCGAUUAGACAGGCCAAGGUCAAACAGCAAGAAGCAGCAAAAGCCGGCCAUGACAACCGGUACCUCAAAGCCCCCGAGUUCCCACCAGUCGAAGAACAAGCGGACUUCGACUGGAAGACAACGGAACCAUUGCAGCUCCGGCCAUUCAAGCCCAAAUAUCACUUGACAAUGGCCGAGUCUGACGAAUCAGCACUUGAGAAUCUGUCGCCCUCGGAGCUGCUGAUGAUCGACAACACGUACGAGGAGCGCAUCGCAUACCGACGGCGCAUCAUGGCCGAGCACGGGAAACACGUUAUCAACGUGCACGACGACUUUCGGAUCCGCCCGGCCGUUGUCGAGCUGUACCAGUACCUCCUCGGCACGUACCUACCACUGCGGUUCCCGACGUUGUUCAAGCUGCACGAGACCGAGUACGAGCAAGGCAAGACAUUUAUGCUCGAGAAUCGUGUCACGGGGGCCCUGUUUCCGGCCAAAGUGACACCGCAGACGCCAACGGAGCAGCUUCUCCAUACCCUCGGCCAGACAGUGGAUGAAGACUUUCUAUUCCUCCUGCCGGAAGAGGACACUGAAGACCCCAAAUACGUCCUUGAGGCGUAUGUGAAUGUGUGCCCGUCAGGAUUUGAUCCGGCCGAAAAGCUCGGCAAGCGUCUGGCAGCCAUCCACGAGCCCGUUCCCGGCUAUGCCGCCAAGCUCGAGGGUAGCAUGGACCGCUUCUUCUCCAGAGUCGAGGCCGGCAAGUACGUCAAGCGGGUGAACUGGACCGUCACGACGCACAGCGAGCUGUUUGCGGCGGCAAAGGGUUCGACGCAUGCCCAUGAAGGUGACGUUGUCGAGGAGCUCGAUCACAUCGACGUCGACAAGACCUUUUUGCGCUGCGAGCGCCAAACCCUGCAUCGGCUGCCCAAGUCCCAAGCGCUCGUCUUUGCAUUCCAUACUUAUUUGUAUCCUAUCCAGCGGAUCAAGGAUGAAGGCCUCGGGGAGGAGCUGGCCACUGCAAUUGACGGUCUUAAAUCGGGCAAUGCCCCGCAGAUGCAUUUCUACAAACGAGGUGCUGUCUGGGGUGAAGCUGUCAAGAGAUAUCUCAGGAGUUGACGGUGUCAACGCAUACUUGCUUGACCUCUUGGGUGGAACCAGCAGCGCGUCUCUCUGGCACGAAUGAGACAAAACGAGGAUAAUGGCGUAUAUAGUUGUACAGUCAAGUAUAACUUUUGCCACUUUUACACCUGCUCUAAAUCUAACGUAGCCGCUCGACAACCUUGAUAAGAUCUGCAGUGACGCCCAUGGCCGUCACUUCGCCA